UGCCUGCCCUGGCGAGUUGCGUCACUUUGCUUCAACUUUAGGCUAGAAAUCAAGAGAGAGGGAGAGACGAGUUUCAAGGGAGGCAGGAGCGAGCUGGAAAGCCCUGCCGUCUUCCUCCCACCCACCUACCCCCCCUCCUUUACCCCUCUCCUUUCCCCCCCCCUUUCCCCCCCCCCCCAAAAAAAAAAAAAAAACCCCAAAAAAACUUUUCCAUCAGAGAAAGAGGGAGAUCUCUUUGGAAACAUGGAGCUGCUGUGCUGCGAGGUGGAUCCCAUGAGGAGAGCUCUGCCUGACCCAAACUUGCUCUACGAUGACCGCGUUUUGCACAACUUACUAACCAUAGAGGAGAGGUAUCUGCCCCAAUGCUCCUACUUCAAAUGCGUCCAGAAGGACAUCCAGCCCUUCAUGAGGAGGAUGGUGGCCACUUGGAUGCUGGAGGUCUGUGAAGAGCAGAAGUGCGAAGAAGAAGUUUUCCCUCUGGCCAUGAAUUACUUGGACAGAUUCUUAGCUGUGGUGCCCACUCGAAAGUGCCAUCUGCAACUGCUGGGAGCAGUGUGCAUGUUCCUGGCCUCCAAGCUCAAAGAGACAAUCCCCCUCACAGCCGAGAAGCUGUGCAUAUAUACGGACAAUUCCAUCAAACCCCAAGAGCUGCUGGAAUGGGAGCUGGUGGUGCUGGGGAAGUUGAAGUGGAACCUCGCAGCCGUCACCCCACACGAUUUCAUUGAACACAUCCUAAGGAAGUUGCCUCUACCUAAAGACAAACUGCUUUUGAUCCGGAAGCAUGCACAAACGUUCAUUGCCCUUUGUGCCACAGAUUUUAACUUUGCCAUGUACCCACCGUCAAUGAUAGCAACUGGAAGUGUGGGAGCAGCCAUCUGUGGCCUUCAGCUCGAUGAUGGGGAUAGCCUCACGGACCUCCUGGCCAAGAUUACAAACACAGAUGUGGACUGCCUUAAAGCUUGUCAAGAACAGAUCGAGGCGGUGCUAGUAAACAGCCUUAGGCAAGUCCGGCAGCAGCAACAGCAAAGCAAUCCUUCUAAGACGGUGGACGAACUGGACCAGGCCAGCACUCCCACAGAUGUGAGAGAUAUCAACCUGUGAGGACAUCGGCACAGAAAGUCACGCUUGCUCCCCCCAGCCCUUUUAUUUUUGUUAUUAUUUUUAGAGUGAAUUUUUUUUUUUUUAAUCUGCUCCCACAUAGAACGUAUUUAAAGCUCUUUUAGGUAAAAAAAAAAAAAAUACAAAAACUGAAUAAUGAAAAAAAAAAAAAAAAGCAUUUGGUGCCUGUGUUGUUCUACAGAAGGGAAUCCCACAAUAUAUUUGGUAACUGCUAUUUGAUUAUGUAUCAGUGAUAUUAAAUGCUUAUAAAAGCAUACAAAGUAGCUAGAUAAAUGUAAGCCUGCAUUUGUGGGAACAAAGUAGAGUAUACUUGUCUGUGUAUUAUGACCUAGUGCAUACACCCCUUUUUUAGAUUUAAGAAAGGAAUCGUGUGUGCGAUUUUAUGGCUUGACUAGAUUGCAAAGCAAUAGAAUAAGGGGUUUAGGGCAAAGUGGGAAAAGAUCCCUGAAGCAAUUGAACCAUUUUGAAUGCAGAAGAGAUUUGCUGAUCUGUCACCUCUGUUAUUAGUCAGAAGUGUUUGUUGGAUCUCUGUAUGUUAGUUGUGUUUACUCUUGCUGUCUGUGGUAGCUGCUACCUAAGAAAGAAGAUGCUUUAUUUUGCCAGCCGGAAGAGCAGGUGGUUUUUUUGUUCGUUUGUUUGGUUUUUUUGGUUUAUUUUUCUUUUUUUUUUUUCUCAAAUUCCCCUCUCCCCUCUUGACUUUUUCUACUUUUCCUUCAGAAAUGGUUCAUUCUAAACACAGCAGCAUCUUUGGCAUAAGGGCAAUUCCGUUUACCCAACUGUGGGCCAAGCCAAAGUUAUCGAGUGUUCACAUUAGAUGGGGGAAAUGCACCAAUUAAUUCCGACCAGUUGGCUAAUCAGACCACCUCCGACCUUUGGAUUGCAAGAUGCGGUGGAUCGUCUGUGAAAAGCAUUAUAGUCCUUUACAGUGCUAAUGCUUCACAUCAAUGUUAACUUUUGGCAGCUCCUUAGCUUGGCCGUAAAGACAUUUAAAUGAUGCUCUGUCCAUCUUCCUUUUUAACAUAACCUCACUGUGUUAAAGAAGAUGAGAUUUGGUUUGAUCCCUCUUCUACCUACCCAUCUUCCCCCACCGCCCCCGCACACUUUUUCAGCAUUUCAUUAACUUUAUUGAUCCACAGUGAGUGUUUUUAUAAACCAUUUCAUUCGAAAAGCACUUUGAAAAUUGUUCCUAAGGGAUUAAAUGAGAUGGUUUAUGACGAUUUUGCUGAGCAAAAAAAAAAAAAAAAAAAGAAAAGAAAAAAAAAGAAAAGAAAAAAAAAGAAGAAGUCACAAAAGCAAAGCAUAUAGCUUUUUAUAGUCAAUAUUUUCCAGUAUCUGGUGUACUUGGUUAGUUGCGGUGUUGCUGGAAAUACCAACACCUGCUUCAAAUGACAUUCCUGUCAUGACAUUCCGGAUAAAAGCCUGACAAUUUGUAUUGUUCAGUGUCCCAGAAGGAUCUUAAUACAACCUGCAUGCUUAUCUAUGGACAACGAAAGAAAAUUGCAAAAGACACAAGUGGUAAACAUCAAGGUGUGUGACUUGGAGUUUUAUUACAAAGGUGUAUUCAGUGUACUUGAAUUUAUUUUUCUGCUCCAUCUGUAACGAAGAGGCAUUUAGAUGGCAAAGGAGUUGGAGCAACUUUUUUUUUUUUUUUUUUUUUGCACAAUUGUAUUAACAGUUUGCAAAUAUACAGUAUGAAGCUGUUGGUUGAAAUGUUAAUGUUUGCAUUUUUAAGACAAAAAUCCAGAAAGAACAUGCUACUUCGAAGAAUAUUAUAUGAAUGGACUCAGCCGUAUUUGGCUAGAUGAGGGUAGAAAAUGGAGUAAGAUUCUAAGGUUUUGUUGUUUUUUUGGUUUUUGGGGGUUUUUUGGUUUUGGUUUUUUUUUUUUUUUGCGCUGCUAAGAAGCUAUGAUUUGUUUCAUUCUUAUUCACAUUAACAGUACUUAGCUGUAUUGUUUCACUGAGUGUGCUGCUAUUUUAUAAACAUUUUUAUAAUAUAUUAUUUUACUGCUUAAAUUUCAAAUCCUGAAGUAGAUGGUUAAGUGGAGAUAUGAUGAGUUCUUUGAUUUACUGGAAAUGCCCUGUACAGUUUUUUUUUUUCCUAAUAGCGUGUUCAUGAUUAUUUUUUUUAUUUUAUUUUAUUUUUUCCUUCUUUCUUUUUUUUUUUUUUAAACUUCCUUUCUUCCUGAUCACAUCCUGCAAAGACGGUAUACUUACCUCAGGUUUACUGGACAAAAUAGAAAUGGUUCCCAUUUUCACAAUACCUCACAACGUGACAGUUUGGUUUUUCCCCGGGGCCCGUGCUCCGGCCGUGCCAGGGAGAGGUUGCAGGCAACCGGGGCGCUGGCUCCCUUUCGGUCUUCGGUAUCCUUUUCAUAGUGGAAAAAAUGCAUUGACUCUCCGCCGGCGGCUUUGCCGGAGCAGGUCCGUGUUUCCCAAAACCAGUGGUGGGGACAGCCUCGCUCUCGCCACCGUCAGCCUCCCGCCUUGAUGUUCCACGUUGGGAGCACCCGAAGUUCAGCGACGGUGUCUCUCCUGGAGGAAAAAAAAUAAAUAGUUAAUUUUGUGGAAGCAAGACUCCGGAGCCGCGUGCGGCGUGUAUGUGGCAGAUCAGAUCAUUCCCUGACAGCCCUCCUACGUUAGCAAACGUGGCUUCGCGGGGUGGCGUGCCAGAGGGUCCCCAGGCGGUGGGAUGACCUCUCCGCGCAGCGAGCGUGGGCACCGCGUCCAUCGCGUUGGCGUGGUUUGCUCCCCUCCGUGCCGUAGGUCGCGUGUAGGCAGGAGUAGUGUUGAGGGCGCCUGCCCCCGCUCUUCGUCCCACCUCCUGCGGUGCCCCAGUCCCACACGAGGAUCCCCUCCUGCAGUAUCGUCCCCCCAGGGCUCCGCGGCGCUGACGGGGAAGGGGGGUGAGGUCCGGGGAAGGGAGGCGAGGUCUGCCACCGAGGUCGGCUCCUCGCGCGGCGGUCGGAGUUGCGCUGGAAGGGGCAGCGCCGUCCGGCAGCCCUGGUCGCUUGCAGGGACCCGGUCGCCGCCGGGGGCAAGAGUGUCCUCGGCUGCAGUGGUGUACUCAAAAAAUACUAACCGUCUGGUUACGCCCGGAGGCGUACUGUAUUUGAAGUCUGGAAAACCUAGAACUUGAGCGUUUUCACAGUAGCAUUCAAAAUAAAAAUACUGCAUAGUACUCCUUUUUAACAGACAUUAAAGAAAAAAUGUAUACUAUUAUAUUGCAAAUGAGGUGUGAGAUUUUUUUCCCCUGGAUUGCAGAAAUCAUAAACCUUCCUACUGAUUAAUUCAAAAAAAUGUGUUGCUGAUUAUACCUUCACAAGUGCCAAAGGAUUGGCACAACUGCUAAAAGCGUUUCUCUCUCAGCUUCCUAUUGAUGGUACUUUGAUGAUCUUCCCCUCCCUCCCAUUACUGUAGCAUAGGAGCACCUCCUAAUCAAUUUAUUUAUAUUCCCAACAUGCUUGUGAAAGAGAAGAAUACUGUUAAUACCAUUUUAAUGUCAAUGAUUUAUGCUUGAAUAAUUGGACAGCUCUUAAUUACUUAACAAACCACCUGGCCACUGGAUUUUUUCCACUAUGUUUAUUACCAUGUUCUCAUGUACCUCAGAAAUCACUCUUGGUUGCACAGUUUCUGUUCUCAAACUUUUUUUUUUUUUUUUUUUUUUGGCUUUAUCGAGUGUGAUGCCAUAUCAAGUCAACGUUAUUCUCUCACAAUGUGCUCUUUAAGAGGUGUGGAUGUUUAUAUGGUCAGGGGAUGCUAGAAAGUGCGGUAGUAGACAUGAUCAGUGUAAACAAAAGUAUUUAGAAAGUAUGCGAGGUUGUUUUCGAUGGAUAAGACUCUGAUACAGUGUAGUCUUGAUUACCUUUUAAAAGGUCUUCUUUGUUCAGUGUUGUCAUUUUUGUUAAUAACCUGUUGUUUUGACUAGUUUAAAGAUGGUUCUAAGAAAAGUGUUUUGGCGGGAUUAGGUAUGCUGUAUGGACAAUAAACUCACCUUGACCUAAA
This is a messenger RNA of Aquila chrysaetos chrysaetos, 5121 nucleotides long. It is a transcript of the gene CCND2, whose product is annotated as cyclin D2. Gene Ontology annotation, cellular component: nucleus; cytoplasm; cyclin-dependent protein kinase holoenzyme complex. NCBI's taxonomy places the organism in Eukaryota, Metazoa, Chordata, Aves, Accipitriformes, Accipitridae. Gene Ontology annotation, molecular function: cyclin-dependent protein serine/threonine kinase regulator activity. Gene Ontology annotation, biological process: mitotic cell cycle phase transition; regulation of cyclin-dependent protein serine/threonine kinase activity; positive regulation of G1/S transition of mitotic cell cycle. The coding region runs from base 244 to 1101 and encodes 285 amino acids. The transcript has 5 exons. The record is from RefSeq and is a predicted model, not a curated record.